This is a messenger RNA of Astyanax mexicanus (Mexican tetra), 789 nucleotides long. RefSeq lists its product as uncharacterized. The coding region runs from base 41 to 445 and encodes 134 amino acids. The record is from RefSeq and is a predicted model, not a curated record. The transcript is spliced from 4 exons. NCBI's taxonomy places the organism in Eukaryota, Metazoa, Chordata, Actinopteri, Characiformes, Acestrorhamphidae.
CUGCAUGCUUGUAAUAGUUUUAGUGUAAAUCCUUCAUUUCAUGCACACACUCGUGUGGUUGAGGAUGACAGUCACACGGUUAGGAAUUCUCCUGCUGUUUCUAUUAGGAAUGGUGUACGUGUACCAUGUGUCAGCUUUAUGCUCAACCCCCAAAGUUCUGUGCUGUGUGGGGAGAAAUGAUAGCUGCAAUCAAGGUUGUUACUGUGAUGAGUACUGCUUCCAGAAUAAAGACUGCUGCUCGGACUACAACUCAACCUGCAGGAAACAGCCAAUGAAAGUUGUAUUUGACCUGACCUUGUCUACACAGUCGAGAGUAAAUACAGAAGAGGCAAUGGGAAGCCUGCAAAAUUUUGCUCGUCAGGUGGAGGAGCUCUUACGGAAGGAGCAGUGUAAGAACUGCUCAAUGAAGAUCAUACAAGUUCAUCAGAAACCAGAGGACCCCUAACUUUUCCAUCAUCAGAACUACACAAAUUAAUCUCCCACAAUAUGCAGUUACUAUCAGAUCAUACAAAUAACUGAACAAGCCUCCAACUCCAGCCACUGAGGCACUGGAGUAUAGGUACACCUGAAAAACAGCCUUUCUGAAAGACCCAGCACUGAGAGGAGCAAUACCAGUGUGUGACUUUACUCAGUAGGGGGCAGUGAAGUGUUUUUAUGUAGGCACUGGAUGUAUUUAUCACAGCAGGAAUCCCUGAUAACAAAAGUUUGUUGAAUUAACAUUUAUUUUUUAUUUAUUAUUAGUAAUACUAAUACAUCUCUAAUACUAAUAACAAUAAAAUGUUGAUUUAA